This is a messenger RNA of Elgaria multicarinata webbii, 1177 nucleotides long. RefSeq names its product mesotocin receptor-like. The coding region runs from base 62 to 1177 and encodes 371 amino acids. Gene Ontology annotation, molecular function: peptide binding; vasopressin receptor activity. The transcript is spliced from 2 exons. Gene Ontology annotation, biological process: cellular response to hormone stimulus; G protein-coupled receptor signaling pathway; positive regulation of vasoconstriction. Gene Ontology annotation, cellular component: plasma membrane. NCBI's taxonomy places the organism in Eukaryota, Metazoa, Chordata, Lepidosauria, Squamata, Anguidae. The record is from RefSeq and is a predicted model, not a curated record.
UAGCUUGUCCUUUGUAGCUGCCAACCUAGGUGACGCUCUCAGAAAGUAACUCCUGUGCGCAAUGAAGAAUUUCUCAUUUUCUCACGACAGCAUCUAUGAGCCUGGAAUCCCUUUCCUUCACAGGUUUUUCAACUCAACAAAUGCAUCUCAUCUUCCGGAAAGACAACCAAGAGAUGAACAAUUAGCUCAAGUAGAGAUCAGUGUGCUAGGAAUACUAUUCAUGGCAGCAUCUGUGGGCAACUUCAUCCUCAUACUGGUGUUAUGGAGGAGGAGAAUGAAACUGUCUAGGAUAUAUGUGUUCCUGCUUCACCUGAGCAUUGCAGACAUGAUGGUUGCAUUCUUUCAAGUCCUUCCUCAGCUCUUUUGGAAGAUUACAGAUAUUUUCAUGGGUCCAGACAUCCUGUGCAGAACCAUCAGUUAUCUCCAGCUGUUGAGCAUGUUUGCCUCCACUUAUAUGAUAGUAGUUAUGGCAAUGGACAGAUUCCAAGCAGUAUGCUACCCUAUGGCCUCAUUCCAAAAGAAAGGGGCUCUUUGGAACGCUUCUAUCUGUACAAGCUGGUUUAUCUCAUUGGUCUUUAGUGUUCCUCAAGUAUUUAUCUUUCGGAAGAAUGAGGUAUCUCCAGGCAUAUUUGACUGCCAAGCUGACUUCAUCAAACCCUGGGGCACAAAGGUGUAUGUGACUUGGAUUUCUGUAGCUAUUUUCUUCCUCCCUGCAGCUAUCCUCAUCAUAUGCCAUGUUAUGAUUUGCAGAGCAAUCCACAUGAAUAUGCAUCUGAAAAGCUAUAAUGAUUUUGAAGUAACAAAUCAGAAGCAAAUACUCCCAUCCCAGGCAAGCAAUGCAAACUGUAUGUCAAAGGCUAUGAUCAAAACGAUAAAGAUGACAGUGGUGAUAGUUGUUGCUUAUGUAUUUUGCUGGUCACCUUUCUUCAUUGCACAGUUGUGGACUGCAUGGCACCCCAGUGAUGCUAGGACUGAAGGUCCAGUAAUAGCCAUUCUUAUGCUCCUAGGGAACCUUAAUAGCUGUGUUAAUCCAUGGAUUUAUAUGUGCUUUUGUGGUCAAAUACCAUAUUGUUCAAAAAAGAAAUUGGACAACCCUGCAGCGCAUGAAGAGUCUACAAUUACAGGCAGCGUUAACUUGGGAGAUAAAGAGGCUGAAGACAAUAUCACAGCUGUAUAA